AUGCCCGGUGAUGUUGAAUUGCCGAGCCUCGAUGUGAAGGCACCAGACCUUGAGGGAGAUUUGAAUGUGAAAGCUGACAUCCAGAUGCCAGAGGCGCACCUCGACAUUGAGCCGCCUGCCGCAGACAUGCACGUUGAUACUGGUGGCAAGUUUGAGUUUCCAUCCAUGAAGAUGAAACUGCCUCAUCCUCACCUGAAGCUUGGCGCAUCGGGCAAGGUGAAGGCCCCGAAGGUGGAUGUGGAGAUGCCUGAGGUAGAUGCUGGUUUGGACGUGUCAGGUGGCGUGACACUGCCAUCUGCGGACAUAGACGUGAAGAUGCCGUCUGCGGACAUUGACGUAAAAUUGCCGUCAGCUGGCACUGAAGUGAAUGCAGGCGGGAAUCUGGAGAUGGAUACUGGUGGAGAGGUUCAC
Molecule: messenger RNA, 411 nt
Organism: Dibothriocephalus latus
Lineage: Eukaryota; Metazoa; Platyhelminthes; Cestoda; Diphyllobothriidea; Diphyllobothriidae
Source: the annotation of a GenBank genome assembly